UAAAGUAUGAUUAUUUUAAUAAUAAUAAGAAAUUUCACCGUUGAAAAUGAUUGACUUUCCUUGUUGCUAAAACUAAAUGGUAUUCGUUCCAUUUAAACACUCGCAUGAAUAAAUUGAAAAGUUGACCAGGACAGCUAAAAUAAAAAAAAAAUGAGUCACGACGUUUUAAAAACCAUUUCCAUUAAAGACGAAGGAGGCCCAAACAUUGAUUUUUCAUUAACGGAUAAUGAUAUAGUGAAAUCGGAGGACAAAAUUUCUAAUAUAAAUGAUAGGGUCCAUUUGGAUGCUGACGGUACAAAAGAAACAGUUGAGGAUCGUACUGAAAAACACAAAUGCGACAAUUGCUCUAAGUCAUUUAAAGUAUUUGGUAUGCUUAAAAAACAUUUAGCUGUGUGCUAUUUGAAUAGUAGUUAUCACUCUCGAAAAGCAGAAAUGAUAAAAAACAUACAGAAAAUCGAAGAGGAUGCGGUUAAACUAGAGCAGGAGAAUAUAUGCUUUUGUUGCGGUGAAAGUUAUGAUACAUUUCAUCGUGGAAAAAUAAAUUGCUUUGAUUGCCCAAAAUCCUUUAAAACUCAACUGAGUUACGAACGACAUAUUUUCAUAAUUCAUUCGGAAUUCGAUGAAUUUCCUUGUUCUAUUUGUAAUGCAAAAUUACGGACAGCUACCCUAUUGAAGUUACACGAAAAGCAACACGCAAGUCUUGGAAGAUUGUGGGCUUGCAAAAUAUGCGGCAGAGACUUCACGCGCAGUUUCCAUUUAAAACGUCAUCAAAAGUACACAUCGUGUGCAGGAAGCUUAAAAAAAACCAUCACUUGUAAAGUGUGUAAUAAAGUGUUCUCUGGUGUAGAUAGUUUGCGAAAACACUUAAAACGGCAUUUUGCCACACAACUGGCAAAAAUUAAAGAAUUUAUGUGCCCUAUUUGUAAAAAUAGUUUUCCCAGUUUGUCGAUUUUAAAAAAGCAUAAACGUAGACAUAAAGAAAAACGUUUUAUUUGUGACUUUUGUGGCAAGAAAUUUCUGUCAGGGUGUCAAUUGAAAGACCAUCGCCAUUCUCACACUGGCGAAACCCCUUAUAUAUGCACUGAAUGCAAUCAAAGUUUUACUACCAAAUAUGCACUCAAUAAUCACAUGAAGCGGCACACUGGAGAAAAACCCUACACAUGCACUGAAUGUAAUAAAAGUUUUGCGGUUAAGCUGAAUCUUAAUAGACAUAUAAAGCGGCAUACUGGAAAAAACCUCUAUUCGUGCACUGAAUGUAAUAAAAAUUAUUCCGUUAAAGGCGAACUUAAAAUUCAUAUGAGGAGACAUACAGGUGAAAAGCCAUUUACGUGCACUGAAUGCGAACAAGGUUUUACUCGUAAAGGAGCACUCAAUGUUCAUAUGAAGCGACAUAGUGGGGAAAAGCCACACGUUUGUUCCGAAUGUGGAAAACGUUUUAUGCUAGCAUAUCAGCUACGUUCCCACAGUAAAAUGCAUGUACGUCCUUUUGCUUGCGCUCAGUGUGAAGAGACAUUUACAACUAAUAAGAAGCUUGAGCAACAUAUCAGAAUUCAUUUGUCUGAAAGCAAGUUGGCGAAUGAGGCUCGAGAACAAAGAUUCAAAUGCACAGAAUGCAAAGCAAUUUAUGCAACAGAAGAAGAACUUAAAACACAUUGUGAUACAGAAGUUCAUAUACAUAAAUACACCAAAAACAGCUCCAAAAAUGUGAAAGAAAAACAAAGAAACUGUACGCUUUGUAACAAAGAAUUUAAUACAGUGAAAGCUUUGAACUCUCACCUACUUAAAAUACAUAGAGAGCAUCCACAGAAUUUCCUCAGUGCUAAAUGUACCCAAAACUUAAAACCAAAUAAUGUCGCCACGUCAUCAGAAAAAAAUUACAGAGGUGAUAAUUCCAACGAAAACCCUAUUGAAAAUGUUACUCCAACUGAUAACAAUGUCUUACUAUCACUAAAAUAUGAAGAACUUUCGUCAAUAGGAAAUGGAGUUAUUAAACAAGAAUGUAUAGUAGAUGAAAGAACUGAAACAACUACAGAAAAAUUAUUAUUCAAUAACGAAAAGAAAAGUGAAAGGAUACAGCCGACACAUAUGAGUAAUAAUGAACAAAUAUCCAUCAAUAAUGAAGUUAUUAUACAACAAUUUAUAAAACAAGAAGUACCCGAUGCACCUGCAGAGAAUUUACUAUUAGAAAGCGAAAUGUACAAUAAUAUGACAAUAGAAAAUGAAACUAUAAAAACUGAAACAGGAUCUGCUGUUACUGAAACUCCAAACGGUACAAUUAUAAACGAUCGAAUACCUCUCGAAUAUGGCGGAGUUUCACAAAAAGUAAUAGAAGAUGAAGAAACUGAAACAGUUACUGAGCAAUUAAUUAUGGAAAACGAAUCAACUGUGUUCAAUGUUCAUAAAAGUAAAAACACAAAUGAGCCAUAUAUCAAUUGCGACUCUUUUAAAAAGAAAUUGCUGAAAUUGGGUGUACAGAAUGACCUUAAUCGUUCUUACAACAGUGAAAACCCAUACUCCUGUGCUAAAUGCAAUAAAAGUUUCUCUCUCAAAAGGUCACUGAAUUAUCAUAUAAGGUAUCAUUGUGGUAAAAAACUUAAUACGUGCACUGAAUGUAACAAAAUUUUUGCUUCUAAGAAAGGACUCAAUAUUCAUAUGAGACAACAUACUGGCGAAAGACCUUACAAAUGCACUGAGUGUAAUAAAGGUUUUACUGUUAAGAGCUCACUUAUUCUUCAUAUGAACCAGCAUACUGGUGAAAAACCAUGCAUAUGUACUGAAUGUAAUCAACAUUUUUCUACAAUGAGCUCACUCAGGAUUCAUAUGAGGCGACAUACUGGUGAAAAACCCUACAAAUGCACUGAAUGUAAUCAAAGUUUUUCUAUUAUGAGUACACUCAGGAUUCAUAUGAGGCGACAUACUGGUGAAAAACCCUACAAAUGCACUGAAUGUAAUCGACAUUUUUCUAUAAUGAGCUCACUCAAAAGUCAUAUGAGGCGACAUACUGGUGAAAAGCCCUAUUCAUGCACUGAAUGUAAUCAAAGUUUUCCAAUUAAGAGUUCACUCAAUGUUCAUAUGAUGCGACAUAAAGGCCAAGAACCAUUCCCAUGCACUCAAUGUAACAAAAGUUUUGCUGUUAAGCAAGGACUCAAGCUUCAUAUGAGACAUCAUACUGGCGAAAAACCCUACAAAUGCACUCAAUGUUAUAAAAGUUUUUCUAUGAAGUGUUCACUCAAUAUUCAUAUGAGGCAUCAUACUGGCGAAAAGCCCUACUCGUGCACUCAAUGUAAUCAAAGUUUUUCUACAAUGAGCUCACUCAAAUGUCAUAUGAGGCGACAUACCGGUGAAAAGCCCUACUCGUGCACUGAAUGUAAUAUAAGUUUCUCUUACACGACCACAUUCUAUCGUCAUAUGAAGCAACACACUGGUCAAAAACUCUACCCAUGCACUGAAUGUAAUAAAGCUUAUUCUAAGGACAAACUUAAGAUUCAUAUAAUGCAGCACAGAGGUGAAAAACCAUUCACAUGCACUGAAUGUAAUAAAAGUUUCGCUUUCAUGAGCUUACUCGAUAAUCAUAUGAAGUGUCAUAGUAAACACAAGCCCUACUCAUGCACUGAAUGUAAUAAAAGUUUUACUGCUAAGCAAGGACUCAAGGUUCAUAUGCAGCGACAUACAGGUGAAAAGCCAUUUUCAUGCACUGAGUGUAAUAAAAGUUUUGCGUCUAAACAGAGACUUAAGAUUCAUAUGCAGCGACAUGCAGACCAGAAGCCACACGUUUGCAAUGAAUGUGGGAAGUGUUAUCUACAGGAAAUUGAGCUACGUUAUCACAGAAAAACUCAUUUACACCCAUUUGCCUGUGAUCAGUGUGAAGAAAAAUUUAAAACUAAUAAGAAACUUGAACAACAUAUUAAAACUCAUUCAUCUGAAAACAAACAGAAAAAUGAACCCCAGGGACAUAAAUUCAAGUGCAAAGAUUGCGAAGCGAUAUAUUCGACAGAGGAUGAGUUGAAAAUUCAUCAUAACACGGGAAUUCAUUUAGAUUUGGAAAAACGUCGUAGAGACGAUGCGAGUUAUGACAAGAAAUUUAAGCCAUGUUCCAAUAAAAAUCCAAUGGAAAACAUUACAAGACCUAAAAGAAAAAUUAAAUUACCCGUAAAAUAUCGUGAAGAAAAUUCUUCUAUUGUUCAAGAAUUUAUAAAGGAUGAAGUAUGUGAAAUAAGCACAGAGCAAAUAUUAUUAGAAAACGAAGAAUAUAAUUCUAUGACACUAGAAAAUCAGAGUAUAAAAACCGAGCCGGACACCACUGUUCCCGAUACUCCAGCUAGUGCAUUCAAAAGUGGCGUUGCAGAAUUAGAAUAUAUAAAAUCAGAAACUAAUGAAGCAAAUACAUAGAACUUAUUAUUAGAAAAUGGAAAAAA
Molecule: messenger RNA, 4415 nt
Organism: Teleopsis dalmanni
Lineage: Eukaryota; Metazoa; Arthropoda; Insecta; Diptera; Diopsidae
Product: zinc finger protein 91-like
Exons: 28
Coding region: 151-4389 (1412 amino acids)
Cellular component (GO): nucleus
Source: RefSeq, a predicted model, not a curated record